Drosophila willistoni is the source of this 705-nucleotide messenger RNA. It is a transcript of the gene EMRE, whose product is annotated as essential MCU regulator, mitochondrial. Gene Ontology annotation, biological process: mitochondrial calcium ion homeostasis; calcium import into the mitochondrion. Bases 215 to 514 code for a protein of 99 amino acids. The record is from RefSeq and is a predicted model, not a curated record. Lineage: Eukaryota; Metazoa; Arthropoda; Insecta; Diptera; Drosophilidae. The transcript has 2 exons. Gene Ontology annotation, cellular component: mitochondrial inner membrane; uniplex complex.
UUGUUCAGUCAAAAGGCUCCGAAGUACACCACGAAUUUAGCCGUUUAAGUGCUUUCUUUAUUUACUAUAAAUAGAUUUCGACUAACUUUUUGACAUUCGUAGAUAAAACUACUAGCAAACAUUUAGUUAACUGCAACUUUAACCUGAUAUUGAUUUUUACACGUGUGUUUGUGUGUGUCACCAAGUCAAUUUCCUUAAAAUUUUAGAAAUAAAGAUGAUUGUUUCUCGUUUGGGAUGUCCUCUCAAUGCUGCACUGCAGCAAUUCACUCGCCAAGCUCCAUCCCGAUGCAAUAAAACCAACCUCAAAUUCCUUAGACGUCAGAUGUCAGGAAUAACUUAUCGCAGUGGAGCCUUCAAGCCAAAACCUGAUGAAAUGCCAUUUGGUCUACUGGCCAUCAUUUGCGCCGUAAUCCCGGGGCUUUUUGUCGGAGCUACUAUCAGCAAAAACGUUGCCAACUUUUUGGAGGAGAACGAUUUGUUUGUACCAUCCGAUGAUGACGAUGACGAGGAUUAAAGUGGAUUUUGCAGUGGGACCCAACCCGUUCUAGUCGGAGUCGGAGGUGCACUUGACUUCUCCUUAGCUAGAGGAAAACUAUUUAUUUAUCUAUGUAAAUUGUCCUAGCAAAUGUUUUAUUCUUAAGUCCUUUUUGCAUUUGAUCUGCAUGUAUAUUAUAUUUGACUUGAGUAUCGAUACUUUCAAUACGA